Molecule: messenger RNA, 1937 nt
Organism: Patella vulgata (common limpet)
Lineage: Eukaryota; Metazoa; Mollusca; Gastropoda; Patellidae
Product: dnaJ homolog subfamily B member 14
Exons: 9
Coding region: 27-1127 (366 amino acids)
Biological process (GO): cellular response to misfolded protein
Cellular component (GO): endoplasmic reticulum membrane
Molecular function (GO): Hsp70 protein binding
Source: RefSeq, a predicted model, not a curated record
CUGACUUAGGACAGAAUAAAAUAAAGAUGGAGGGUAAUAAGGAUGAAAGCGAACGGUGUAUGAAGAUUGCCUUAAAAUGUAUUGAAGUAGGCGACGAAGAUAAAGCUUUAAAGUUUCUUAAUAAAGCCAAUAGACUUUAUCCGUCAGAAAAAGCGAAAAAAUUAAUAGCAUCUUUAACAGAAAUGAAUGGACAUGCCAAUACAGAAUCUAAAACAGAACAUGAAGGAGUUAGGCAACGUAAACACAGUCAUAGCAAAGAGAAAAGUGAGAGUAAUAAGGAGAAUGCAGCAAAAGAUUAUACAGAUGAACAGUUGAUAUCUGUUAAAAGAAUAUCUAAAUGUAAGGAUUAUUAUGAAAUAUUAACUGUAUCUAAAGAAGCAGAUGAAAGUGAUUUGAAAAAAGCUUAUAGAAAACUGGCCUUACAGAUGCACCCUGAUAAGAACAAAGCUCCUGGUGCCACAGAAGCAUUUAAAGCUAUUGGAAAUGCCUUUUCUGUUUUAAAUGACCCGGAUAAAAGACGUAAAUAUGAUUUAUAUGGGCCUGAGCAAGAAGUAUCGUCAAGUCGAGGUCGUUCCCAGGAAUAUGAUUAUUCUCAUGGUUUUGAAGGGGAUAUAUCGCCAGAGGAAUUGUUUAAUAUGUUUUUCGGUGGAGGAUUUCCCAGUUCAGCUACAGCACGUUCCAGACAUCGACACACGCAUAAUCAUAGAACGUAUUAUUACCAACAGAACCAGAAUCAAACUGAAAGUGGAUAUACAUUAUUCUUACAACUGGCACCUAUAUUACUACUUGUAUUACUAUCAUUAUUAAGUAGUUUCUUUGUUAGUGAUCCAGUAUUCAGUAUGCAUAGAACAAGUAAAUAUUCAGUAGAAAGAAAAACUUACAAUUUACGAGUUCCGUAUUUUGUAAAAGAAGAUUUUCGGCCUGAAUAUAAAGGUGAUUUAAGACGUAUUGAGAGACAAGUAGAAGAAGAAUAUAUAAGUCAGUUACGGUCAAAUUGUUGGAGAGAAAGAAGUUAUAAAGAAAAUAUGUUAUGGACAGCAAGAAGUUCGGGAGAUCCCAAAUUAUAUCAACGGGCACAAGAACUCAAAACACCUAACUGUGAUCAGUUACAAAGUAUGUAUUCCUGAUUUUAAAGAUGACUUGUAAAUAAUGUAAAUAUUUAUCUUGUUUAUGAAAUAGCCAGAUUACUGUAUCAACUGAUGUGACCUUGAACAAUUACAUAAACUUAGUUAUCAAGAUGGACAUCAUCCAAGUUACUAUUGUGUUUAUUAUAAUACAAAGUCAAGCCUCUGAUUAUGUGUGAGAAAACUUGUUCAAGUGUGAGUUCACCAACACUCAAAUGAAGAACCGGCUUAGAAAACAAAAACCAUUCCUGGAAAAAAAUCUACAUGAGGGUCUUGUAUGUUUUAGAAGAAACCUCACACUUAUCAUGGCUAGCAUAAAGCAAUUUUGUAAAUAGUAAAACACAAUUUUUAAGAAAAUUAUAAUACAUUUAAUUGUAAAGAUGACAGUGCACACUAAUUGUUUUAAUACCGCCUGCACUGUCUGUUUUGUUGAAAUUAGGUGAAUUGUGCAUUUGAAUAAUUGGUGGAAAAAAAUAUUUUGUACAUUUUCUGUAAUUAAUUAGGAAAACUAUUCAUGUGGAGAAAAAGAUUUAAAAUGUAUGAAUGAAUGAAAGUUUUGAUUGAAUGUAUUUCCAGAGUCUUAUAUUUGUGUUGUAAGUUGUCAAUAUGUAUGUACUUGUAAAAACGAUCUCUGAAAUUUUAUAAUAUAAUAAUAUAAUUGGUGUGUGUGUGUGAUAAGGAAGGAGUAUAUAUUGUAUAUUUAAUUGUAGGCUAACUGCCAUGUAUUUAUCAUUCUGUUGUUAUUUAUUUUAUAACAGAUUCAUUUUAUAAUUAUAGAUCAUUGUGUUAAAUGAAUAAAUAUUUUAUUCAGUU